This is a messenger RNA of Dipodomys spectabilis (banner-tailed kangaroo rat), 1499 nucleotides long. It is a transcript of the gene Dmac2, whose product is annotated as distal membrane arm assembly component 2. NCBI's taxonomy places the organism in Eukaryota, Metazoa, Chordata, Mammalia, Rodentia, Heteromyidae. Bases 22 to 804 code for a protein of 260 amino acids. The record is from RefSeq and is a predicted model, not a curated record. The transcript has 6 exons.
CUUCCCGUUUAUGGGUGCAAGAUGGCGGCGCCCAGAGCGUUCCAACGCCUGGUGGCCUCAGAACUGUGUAAGAAUUCCAGAGGCCUCCAAGGUCUGAGUCAGGUGGUCGCCCCAGAGAGCAAUCAGAAGAAGAAAAGGACUCUCCUACAAUUCCUGUCUGACUACUUCUACGACAUGGAGGCCCUGAGGGAGUACUUGCUGCGGAGGCAGAUUUUGAAGGUGCAGAGGAAAAAUCGAUCCUUCCUCGCCCUGAAGGAGCACUAUGGCCCCUAUGUCACAGGUGCCUACUUCGUCCUGAAGCUGGGAGGUGCAGUCAAGUUCCAGGGCCAAGAGUGGAUCCGGCCCAGCAAGCAUGGCUGGAUCUCUCCCUUGUUAGGCGAUCUGCACUCGGUACCCGUAGAGGCCGUGGAUGUCAGCGGUUGCAUCAUCAACUACGAAGGCCUGGACCACAUCCUGCUCCUGAAGGAGCUCCGCUCCCUGUCCCUGCAGCGCUGUCCCCACGUGGAUGACUGGUGCCUCACUCGUCUCUACCCGCUGGCCGGCUCGCUGCAGGAGCUGUCGCUGGCCGGGUGUCCCCGAGUCUCCGAACGGGGCCUCGCCUGCCUCCACCACCUCCAGAACCUCCGCCGAUUAGACAUCUCGGACCUCCCUGCUGUGUCCCACCCCGGCCUCACUCACAUCCUGGUGGAGGAGAUGCUGCCGCACUGCGAGGUGGUAGGGGCCGGCUGGGCCCAGGACCUGCAGCCAGGGGACACACCCAGUCCCGUCCAGUCUAGCCUUCAGUCCACAGCCCACUCCAGCUAGGCCUCAGAGGGCUGUGUGAUGUCCAGUGUGUCACUGUGGCUUCGUGAGGUUUAUGCAGCACCAGGUACUGGCAGAUCAGAGGGAGAGAGAGAGAGAGAGAGGGAGAGAGAGGAUGGGAUUAUUGGUCCUGGCUCUCAUCUGUCAGGCUGUCUUCACAGCAAAGCUGCAGGGGGCUCUGUGGUUCCCCACCCUCAUCUAGUGGCUCCCCCAAAUGGUUCCCCUGAGCCAUCACUUGCAGGAACCUUGAACAACACCAGGUGCACAGCCAUGGCCCCACAAAGGGCCUGUCCUUGUUUGUCUGCUCUGUGAAGAUGGAGCUGGGCCUUUGGAGUAUUUCUUUGCCGGAUAUACAGUGAGCUUGGUUGGGAGAAAGUGCUGUAUUUCUUUGCCAGAUAUACAGUGAGCUUGGUUGGGAGAAAGUGCUGGGGAACCAUUCAGGGAAGAAGCAUGGAAUCCCCAAUACCCACAGCUCACAGCUUCUCAGGGUCUCAGAUGGUCCUCAGCAUCCUCUGACACCUCUACCUCAGCUCCCUCAUGGGGUGUGGGAGGAUGAGGGGGACACCAGAGCUCUCCAGAAUCCCAGAUAGAUUUCCAGUCAGUUCCGAGGCACUUUACCAGUGAAUCCAUCAUGGUUCCAAUUUGCUGUUGAAGUCAAUAAUCCUAUAUAUUAAACUUUCCCCAUUUAAAUUACUGAA